This is a messenger RNA of Colletotrichum abscissum, 1977 nucleotides long. Its product is annotated as fungal specific transcription factor. The record is from RefSeq and is a predicted model, not a curated record. Bases 1 to 1977 code for a protein of 658 amino acids. Gene Ontology annotation, biological process: DNA-templated transcription; regulation of DNA-templated transcription. Gene Ontology annotation, molecular function: DNA binding; zinc ion binding; DNA-binding transcription factor activity, RNA polymerase II-specific. NCBI's taxonomy places the organism in Eukaryota, Fungi, Ascomycota, Sordariomycetes, Glomerellales, Glomerellaceae. The transcript is spliced from 3 exons.
AUGGCGACCCCGCAACCGACAGCUCUUCAAGGGCAGCAUAAGCACGCGUGCUCGCUCUGCGCAAAGAGGAAGAUCAAAUGCGACAAGGCUGAGCCAUGUUCAAACUGCACAAAGGCACAGGCGCAAUGCCUCUACGAAGGACCAGCUCCGCCGCGACCUCGAAAACGAGCUGCUGACGAAGAGCUCCUUGCGCGCUUGGCCGCAUACGAGGACUUGAUGCGGAAGCACGAUGUCGACUUUACGCCGUGUUCUCAUGGUUGGAUUACGUCUGGGCCUCAGGGGCGGAUCAAGCAAGAUAAAUCUGAGGCGAUAUCCUCUGCGACGUCUCCGCUCGAUCACCAGAGCUCAACGACUCAAGUGUUGAAGGGUAUUCCCUUGACAACAGAGCGUUGUCUUUGGUCAACUCUCCCGGCAGAGCUCAUGUACCCGCCCGUGCAGUGCCUCACUCGUAAAGAAGACCCUCUGCAUAUCCCAACGCCAGCGCUUCAUGUUUUGAUGACGACCGUUCAACCCGAACUUUCACAGCUCCACCCGGACCCAAGGCACAUCUGCCGAUUUUGGCAGAUCUUUGUCGAGGCCGUCAACCCAUUGUUGAAGAUCAUCCAUGUGCCGACUCUACAGCAGCAGGUCCUGGACGCAAGUUGGAACCCGUCUGGCGCAUCAAAGCCGCUUACAGCCAUGCUAUUCGCCAUUUACACUCUAGCUGUCACCUCCACGUCCAUUGAAGGCUGCCAGACUACCUUUGGCGAGGCCAGGAGCACGCUCAUACUGCGCUAUCGGACCGCCGCUUUGCGUGCUCUCAUUGCAGCCGACUUCCUCACCACGCGAGACUUUGAGGUUUUGCAAGCCUUUAUUCUUUUUCUCUUUUCUGACCCAGAUUCGGAGCUGACAUCCACUCUGACCGGCGCCGCAAUCAGGAUCAGCCAGAAAAUGGGUCUGAACAGACCAAAGCCAGAUCCAAAAGUAUCGGUAUUCGAGACUGAAAUGCGUAUACGUCUAUGGUGGCAGUUGAACGGGUUGGAUUCUAGAGUGAGAAUCGUCAAAAUUGCGGGCAUGCGACUCCCACCAUCCGAAAGUGAUUUCGGCGAUGUCCGCCUCCCGCUCAACGUCAACGACGCCGACUUGCAUCCAGAAAUGGCGGAACUGCCACCGGAGCACCCGGGCGCAACGGAAAUGCUCUGCGUGUUGAUGAAGUUUGAGACCUUCAACAUCAUCAGAUCCUCCAGUAGAGCUGUCAAGGUCUUUGAUGUCAUCAUACACGGCCCUGGGAAAGACAAGCCUCCAUCAAAACUAGAAGAUGAUGCGAUCAACGAGAUUGAGGCCAUUUACCACGAAAAGUUCAUUCGGCACCUAGAUAGGAAUAUUCCUCUCCAUGCUCUAGUGUAUACCAUGACCAGGCUCACGCUAGCUCGCUUCCGGUGCAAGGUGCACAGCCCGCGAGGCCGGGCUAAUAGCAAUGGGGAGGUGCUCAUGACGCGCGAGGAGGGUGAUCUGGUUUUCGACUGGAGUGUGACUUGGCUGGAGAUGAUGGAGAUUGCUAUGAGCAGCAAGUUCUCCUCGCACUUUAUCGCGCAUAUGACGACGAAAUUCACCGUGGAUGUCUACAUCUAUAUCAUUAGUGAUCUCCGCAAGAGGGUCUCUGGUGAGCGGGUCACGUUGGCUUGGAAGCUUAUAGAGAGUCUCUACGGAUAUCAUCCGGAACUGAUUGAGAACACGGAGAGUUCCUUCUAUGUGGCGCUAGGGGACUUGACAUUGGAAGCUUGGGAGGCUAGGAGGAGAGAGUUGGUCAAUAUCCAGGGGAGUCAUGAGACCGAUAAUCCGCCCCGGUAUAUUUGCUUGCUUCGGGAACAGAGGCAACAGAAAAUUGCGCCAGUUUCACAGGUGCCUGCGGCAGACUUUCAAAGUCUUGACCCUCUGGGACUCACCGAUUCGGCAAACUUGGACUGGGACUAUUGGAAUGAUUUUUUACGACUGUAG